CAGUGAUUAAUGGGGAGAAAGGGAGCAUCUAUCGGUCUUUCUCAGCCUACACCUUGUUCUGGGAGGAAGACACUGAAAAGGUGCAAGAAUAAUGAGGAAGCAGAUAAUGUGGUUGUGAUUGACGUUGAAAAUUACAGUUUCGAUGAUGUUAUCAUUAUUGACGUUGCUGAAGCAUUCCCGAAGAAACUACAAGGUUCAAGUGCAUUGAGAAAAGAUAGAAAAUAUCCAUUGAGGACUGUCAUUUGCAUUGAUGAUGAUAAUGAAUACACUAACAAUGAGGAUCCUGAAAUAGAAGUCACAGAUGAUGGCAACUUCCACAGUGAUGCCUCCUCCUCCACAAUGAGAUCUUGCCCUGCUUCCAACCACCCGCGAAACUCUACGGAUGCAGGUGAUGAUGGGUGUCAGUUUGAUCAGGAAAAGACGUCGCCAGUGAGGUUGUCAAAGUGCAAACGAACCUAUUCUGGAAAAGCUUCAUCCAGAAACCGUUAUGGUCUGAAUACUGAAUUCGGGAGUGGUUCAUCCAACAAUGAUUGUCCUGAUUGUGAGGUUAUGGAAGACUCUUCUGGGAAGCUUCGAGAGAAAUGGGAAAGAGCUUCCUCGAAGAGGAAGUAUGAUGUCCACAAUGGUCAAUCCGGAAGGGGAGACUAUGCUAGUGUUUCUAGGGUUUUUACUGACACUCACCAAGAUAUUGGAUUAGAAAAGAAGACUGAGCAGCAAAUGGAAACCCCGGUUUGCACUUGUUCAAGCAAAGCUGAUUGUGAACAAGAAGACCUAUCUCCUUUUAAUGCAAUGGGUGAUGGCAAUUUGGGGAGCACUUCUCAAAAUUCAAAGAAGACCACCUUUGAUGAUUUGUCUUUGAAGUCAAUGCCAAAAACACAAGACUUUCAGGCUGAUGUUCCGCACAGAGCAGACCCGUUAACAGAAGAUCCUUCCUGCACAUAUACAGAGCGGCGAAAUCAUCAAUACUUUGAGAAAGGUGGUUCCAGUUUUCACAAUGAAGAAGAACCAAAUUCUCAUGCACACAAAUCUUUCCAGGAUAGAGAGAAAGCUCCGCUGGCAGAACCUUGUUUGUCUAAAUGUGAGUCAAGUGUUGUUUUUUGCCAGCGGAAAGCUUUUUUGGCAGAUGAAGAGGCUCCCUCAUUUGAUGGCAAACAUUCAGUUGAAACUGAAAUGGAUAGUGGCAAAUUUGUUUUCGGAGACAAAGAUGAAAAUUUUCUGCAGACACCUACUUGCAACUCUCAUUUUUCGGAGGAGCCAAACGAUGGAAGAAUUAUUUCUGAGAACCUGAAAUCCAUGUCCAGAUCAUCUUCAUUUUUGAAUACUCAAGCAUUUGAUGAAACACAGGUUAAUCUUUGUCCUUCCAGUGACAAAGUCAGAGUUAAUCCUGUGGAAGCUUUCUGCCACAUAAGUCCAUCACUAGGAACGUCAGGAAUCAGUGUUGAAAAGGAUUGCCAUCAAGAAAAUGGAGAACGAUCUACUGAGGAACCAACUUUCUACAACUGUGUUCUUAAUGAAGCACAACCUAAACAGGAGAGGUCUCUAAUGGUGGAGGAAGAAAAAGAAUUAGAUGAAUCCGUGACCACUGGUCAGCAGAAUGAUGAAAGUUAUAAUUUAUUGCACAAUCAAGGUGGUGAUGUUAUGCAUGCUGUUCAAAGUUGUAUUAUUAAUGAACGGGAAAUUCUGAAGCAGACUGAUGACUAUAAAAGAGCAAUGGAGGAAGAAUGGGCAUCCAGGCAACGGGAGUUACAGAUUCAGGCGGAAGAAGCACAACAGCUGCGGCGCUUACGGAAGAGAAGAAAAGCUGAAAGCAUGCGUCUCCUGGAUAUGGAAAGAAGACAAAAGCAACGGCUGGAGGAAAUGAGGGAGACUCAAAAGAAGGAUGAGGAGAAUAUGAACCUGAAAGAGCAAGUUCGUGCAGAAGUGAGGAAGGAGCUUAAUAAACUGGAAAUAUCAUGUCAUGAUAUGGCUUCACUAUUGCGUGGCUUAGGAAUCCAUACGAGUGGUGCACUACAUCCAUUACCUCAUGAGGUGCAUGCAGCUUAUAAACGGGCGGUGCUAACCUUCCACCCAGAUCGAGCCUCGGGAUCUGACAUGCGUCAGCUGGUUGAAGCUGAGGAGAAAUUUAAGCUUAUUUCUCGGAUGAAGGAGAAAUUUUUGUUGACUUCAUGAUACCCUAAUGCAAACAAAUUGUUAAGAUUAUUACCAGAGCUUUUCAGUCGUCUCACUUUUAGGGUUUGGAUGUUGUUCUAGGUAUGCCAUGCUACCACUGGCAUUUAGUCCAUUUGCUCUCUCCCUGUGGGUAGGCAAAUCAUUUUUUGUAAAUCGGUUUGUAUUCAUAAGCCCUGCAGAGCAAUUUUAGAGGAAGUGUACUCCCUUUUUGUUUUAGUUUUCAGUUUUGGCAUGAUGUUUAGACUGCUGCAUUCUCUGUUACGAAAUGUAGAUUAUGGAACAUAGCAAUGUUUAUCAGAAAGAUGUAAAGGGUAUGACAAGGACUUUUACUGUUUCACCAUGUUUUAUUCAAAGGAUACAGAUUCUGUU
This is a messenger RNA of Ilex paraguariensis (yerba mate), 2538 nucleotides long. Lineage: Eukaryota; Viridiplantae; Streptophyta; Magnoliopsida; Aquifoliales; Aquifoliaceae. The record is from the annotation of a GenBank genome assembly.